Molecule: messenger RNA, 6208 nt
Organism: Apis cerana (Asiatic honeybee)
Lineage: Eukaryota; Metazoa; Arthropoda; Insecta; Hymenoptera; Apidae
Product: cilia- and flagella-associated protein 100
Source: RefSeq, a predicted model, not a curated record
AGAAUUUUUUUAUGCUAUUGAACGUAAUUCGUAUAUAACACUAUAAACAGAAAAUAUCAUUAAUAUUUAUACAAAUAUUUUUAUUAUAUUGAAACUAUUAAAAUUUAAAUUUAUAUUUACAUUUUAAAAUUCAUAGAUUAGAUAAAUAAAUAACAUAUAUCAAAUAUAUAUGUUACAUCAAUAAACAAAAUUAAAAUUUUUAAAUUUUAAAAAAUGAAAAUAUAAUUAAAUUUUUUCAUAUUUUAGAAUUAUUGUACAAUGAUGUGUCUAAAAUAUAAUAAAUUGUGGAUGAAACAAAUCUGAUUUGUUUAUGUAUAUUGAUUCAUACUAUACAUAAUUCAAUUAGAAAAUCAUGAAGUAUACUUCGAAAUACAACGCGCAUGGCAAACAAUUCCACUUAACAACCGUUUAUCUACGAAACGUCAACUUGCUGAUAGAAGGUUGAUAUAUAUUAAAAAGAAGAUUAUCGAAUUUUCUCUCUUUCUCUUUUUCUCAGCUCUUUCUUUUUAUUUUUUAAAUGUUUAAAUCUAGCAGCAUUAUCACUAAGAAAAGUACAAGAAUUGAACUUGUUUUAAAAAACACUUGAAAAGUUUUAAUCAAAUGCAUGCCGUCUCUGUUGGCGUUUCCCUUUGACCAACGCGACCAGAUGAGGAGGCGAGCUUUUCUACACAGCGACACAGGUGAAUGGCCGACAGGUGAAAAGCCGAGAGUUUGAAUAAAGCACGAGCUGAAUUACGGGAGAAUGAGCGAUCCAACGUCAAGAGCUUGUAGGGAGCGUCAUAUCGCUCAGAAGAGACGGAAGAUAACUGUGCCCAGGAAGAAAACUCUGAAGGAGUUUUUCGAGACCCAGUACUAUUUUACCAAAGGCCAUGAAUACAUGGGAGAGGCUAGAAAUGUUCUCGAGGAGCAAUCUCCUUUCAUUUAUCCUCCUUGCUCUCUCAUGUUCGCUUAUUUUCAAUACUGGAAAGCGAAACAACGUACUACGGAUAAGGAAAAAAGGACGCUUUCCGACACCAAAGCUUUACACCAGCUUUUACGAUCUCUUCGUGUGGACGUGGACAUCGAAGCCUUGGAGGCAAAGAAGCACAAAGAUUUGGACGAAGCUAUAGCCAUCACCGAUGUGGAUCCACGUUACUUUUCGGAAUUGGAUGCCAGGCUAGUGAGAGAAAAAUUCUCCGUACGCAAGUACGUGGAAGAUUGUCGUGAGAUUUUAAAGUGUCGGCUAUUAGCUGGCGAGGAGAUGGACGAUUGCAUUCGUAUAGAUCAACAAUUCGUCGAGGAGCAAAAAAGACUCGAUAAGAUCAAGCGACGAUAUCGUCGAUACAUAAGCGGUUUCGAGGAAUUUCUCUCCAAGGAUCACGAGGAGAGUAUGAAAAGUCUGCUACUCGCUGAGAACGAGUCGAAGAAAACUAGAGAGAUGACGGAUCACAGGAAUAAGCUUUCCGUCGAGUAUGGCCGGGUCAGAUUGGAAGUAUAUCACUGGGAGGAGAGUUGGAGAACGAUGAAGAUGUGUCAACGAUUCCUCUAUCAGAUAGCUCCGAUUUCUUGGCGGACGGAGCACGAUUGGAUCCAUCGCAGUCAUUCCGGGGAGAGCAUCACUUACGACCAUACGGAGGAUUUAUUCGGACGAUACAGAAUGCUGGGCGACGUUGCUUCCCUCGACGCUCUUAUAGAUUUCUUCGAGCAAGAUAUUAGCGAGGCAGGUCCUGCAGAUUUGUAUUUUCAGGAACCGUCCGAACUGAUCAACGUGUUCAAAUCGAUAGAGACGCAAAAUUUGAACGCGUUGAUCCACUUGGAGAGUCUGGCAGAGCCGAUGGCUCAAAUGAUGUUGACGAUACAAAAUGCUGAAGAACAGAUCAAGAUAGAAGUUGGAGAAAUAACCAAUACGAUCAACGAGUUGCGCGCAAGCAUUCACGUGUUGGAGAGCAGAGCCAUAGAUUUGGAAAAGCACGCGAACGAGCUUUUGGAAACCGUGUUCCGGGAUUCCGUUUGCUCGGAGGAAGUGCUUCGUCUUCAGGUAUUCGUCGAGGAUGCGUACGAGAGUUGUGUCGGGCCAAACGAAGCGAAUCUAGAUAGUUUCUCCAUGAUGAAAUGGAUCGAGAAGAUACACGACGACUUGAAUUUGAAGCUGGAUACUCUACCGCCGGAGGUGGUCAAGGCUUGCGAGAAAGAGGGCUUCAAGCAGGAGUUGAAGGUCAUGAAGCAGACAGAGGAAGCUGCUAAGAAGUUCGAGCUUAUGCAUCGAUUGCUGGUCUCCCUGAAACGCAUAAUGGAGCCACCUCCGACAAAGAAGAGGCCCAUGAUGUGGCGAUCGACCCCAAAAAUGUACAGAUUGAAAGGAGUGGCGAUGGCGCUGGAGCCAACCGAGGAGGAAAUGCAAUAUUUGACUUUCUUCACCAACUAUUGCAAAACGGAGGACUUCACCACCUAUCGCCCUCAAUUCCCGGACGAUUUUGAUCUGACGUUCAAGAAGCAAGAAAUUGUAGUGACCGAAACCGAAGAGGACGAGGAUGUUUUGAUAAAAAAAUUUGAAUGAUCGAAUUUCUUUUUUUUUUUUUUCAUUUAACCAAAUUACAAAAUAAAAUCGAUCGUUAUAGAAUAUUAUAUACAUUACGUAUAGAGAUUAUUCACGAAUAAUCAUUUUAAUUAAUUAAUUGGAACAAGAAAAUUUCGAUCUGUAAAGACGAGACGACGGAAGAAGAUGCGUAUUAUUUUUUUUUACGGUGAAACAACGGUAAUCCACGAGCAACGCGGAAGCAACGUUGCGGAUAAUUGAAACAAAUUAUUGUUUUACGGACCGAUUUCACCGAUCCUCUCCAAUUAUUCCUCAUUUUCCACGAUUUCGAUAUUGCUCCCGUCGCAGACGAACUUGUGAAUAAUUCACGACCCUUCCCCAAUCGAAAAUCUUCCCCGUCCAAUUAAGUAAUUGAAUUAAAACGCAGCGGACGAAAGAUAACUUCCGCCUGUUUCUUCUCUUUAAUUGAAACACUUACGUAGCGCGAAACAUCGAUCAAACGCAACCGUCGAGGAGGACGCCUCGCACCGUGAACAUUAAUUCGAAAUACGUCUGAUGCAUUUUCUCCCCUUCUUUUUCCAUCUUUAAUAGAAGGAUACGCGCACUCUUCCGUUUUACUUUACACCCGGAAACCACGCGUCACGGUGUUUCAAUUUUCUACAGAAACGUCCAGGAUCAUCGACACGCCACGAGAGGAUGCCCAAAGGAUCGAAGAUGAAAAUUUUUUUAAAAAGCGACGAGAAUAAGCUCCAACUUAUUCAAACUUUGUACUUGGCAAUCCAAAUUUCAUCUGACAAUUUUCCAAUUAUUCACGGAUGGUUCGUGAAUUUUUAAGAUCCUUUAUCUCUUAUGUUAAAUGGAAUCGUUGCUCUUUCUUCCAAUCGGAGUAAAUGUAGUCGAUAGAUCGAAUCAACAAGAAAUGAGAUUAAAAGAAUCGGAAAAUUCGGUUCUUUAAUUGAAGAGAUAUUGAAUAUAAGAAAGGAGAAGAAGAAGAAGAGGUCGCUUUUGAAAUUCUUAUGCAACGAAAAAAGCAUCAUCCUCCAACUUCGGAUUACUUUCGCGGAGUGGUUUCGCCCACUAAGAAUGCUCGCAAGUUUCUCUUCUUUGCAUUCUCCGUUUCCCAAAGGAUCUUCUCCCUUGGCUGGGUAAAAAAAAAGUACGCGUGCACGAAUCGAAGGGAGAAGGGGAAAUAAUGGAUAGACGAGAAAAGAAAUAAUCUCUCGAGUGAAGAUAAAAGAUAUAAAAGGGAGAGGGUUUAAAAAAUUUAUACCAAGUUUCUCCUUUUUAUGGAGAAUCGAUACGGAUGCUUCUGGUUGUAGGAAACACGUUAAACCCGAUUGUCGAUUCGAUGCGAUGGAUCGUUAUUUCACGAAAUUUGCACGGGAAUUUAUUUAAUCAACAAUUGUGAACGAGAAAUUGUUAUAAUUCAUCCUUUCUACGAAUGAAUAUAUAUAUACAUGGAAACAAGGAGGCGGCUGUAGUAAGAAAUUGGCGAGGAAAAGAUCGAUACAAGGGGUUGAACUCGGAGUGAGAAACGAGUGGAGUAAAUGAGAAUUUUUAGAUUGGCCUUGACAAGUUGUCUGCACGCUGUCAUCUCGACGCGAAAGAGUCACAAAGGGAAGUGGGCAGGCGAGGGUGGGCUCGAGUACCACGUGUCUGCCAUUAAUUCCACUUGUGGGGCAAAGGUGGCGAGGACUGGUUGUUGGAUAUCGUUACGAACGUAUCCUCGAACGUAUCCCUUCUUCGAUCCUCACCAAGCGGCGAGAAGUCGUUAACAACGAGUCGCAGGUAACAGGAGGUGUGCUUCCUCGAGGAGAUCGAAAGAGGGCGAGGAAUUUUCCUCUGAAAGUAACGAAGAACGAAUUGAAAUUUCGGAAGAAUUUCGAGACCUCCUCCUUGACAGUUCACCUUGACUGUGGAAAAAUUGAAAAAAAAGAAAAGAGAAGGAAGAGAGAAAAUCUUUUCCCUCCUUUUUCGAUCGAUCAAAGCAUCAAAGCCGAUUCGAGAUUUCGAAAGAAUGGCCGAAUGUUUCGAUGAAAAUCAGCGAGGGUAAGGGCGGAUUUUGCGUACUCCGAGGAGGCCUUUCGAGAUUAUCCCCAUAGCAACGAGAAUUGCUCGAUAGCAGACUGGCUAGGGAGCUCUUGAACCAAACUAACCCCCUCUCUCUCUCCUUCCUCCCCUCUUUUUCCUUCUUCCUGUUUAUCGUUCGUCUGUUUUCAACCCUUGCGCGCCUCCCGUCACUUCUCUCGUUCUUAACACGAAAGGAAAAAAGAGAGAGAGAAAGAGAGAGCGUGAACAUGUAUCCACACGUGCACAUAUACACGUAUACACGAGAAUAUUUUUGCCCUUUACCAUUGGGUCCUCCCUCUUGGUCCUCCUGCGCUAUAUUAUUCACCAUUCAGCUGUCCGUGAACUCUCCUCGAGCGGAGAGGGCCUUUUGUCUCGCGCGCCACUCAUCCUCGCGUUCGAACGCGCGUGGCCCGCUUUGGAUUACACCAACCGAUGUUCCUCCUCCCGUCUCCUCGUCUCUCUUUCUCUUUUUUCUCUCUUUUUUGCUUCUCUCCCAUUCUCUCUGCCCGUUCUGCUGGAAGAAGGAACGGCUUAGAUAUCAGUGGAGCACGAGUUUCUGUGUGAAAUUACGUAUUACGACGAUCGUGUGGACCGUGUGUACGUUGAUAGUUUCGAGGCAAGUAGUUUUAUCUAGAAGAAAAAAGCGUGGAAUUAUAUGUGGACGUCGAAGAAAUGGCGGAUUAAUGGUUAAUAAUGAAAUUGAGGGAAAUGGUUAAUUACGAACAGAGAAGAGCUUUGUCUCAAACUCGUUCGUUUAUUUGAAAAAAAAAAAGAAAUGAGUUUCGAUGAACGCACAAUAUUCAUUGCGAAGUGCGCGGACUUAAAGAUGGAAAAUUAUUAUUAAAUCUCAUCUGAUAUAAUAAAUUCGAUUCUACCAAUGUUGAGAAAAGAAAUAGAAUGCUUCUUCGCGACAGAGGACAUUUUUAGAAAUGUGCUGCCUCGAAGAAACGUGCGAGUCUCGACAUCGCAUCCCCUUUGACUUUCUCUGAUGGGAGAAAUAAAGGGGAAGAAGGAAGAAGAGGAGAAUCUGUUCAUCCAACGACAGCCGGCCAAUUUCAACAAUGGAUCUUCAUGGUCCUACUGAUGAACUACUUUAUUCGUUAUUCAACGUUCCGUGAAUUCUGGAUAAAAGAGAGCUUUGUUUCGAGUGCUGCUACGAAUACGUGCGAUUCGUAUCUGUGUGCGACGAGUUACACACUGUUUACACAAUGUUCGAAUAUUGUUAAAGAAGAGAAAGAGCAUUCUUUCAAAAAGAUUUUCAAUCUUACAGAGAUAAAAUUUUCGAUUUCCCUUCAAAAUUGUAUUCAGAUGUAAUUACAUUACUCAUUUUUUUCGUUUCUCGAAAAAAUUUACGGGGAUGAUCGAUCAAAAGGCGAUCAAAAAACUAAUCGCAAACUUUCUCGCAACUAGAGCUACGAAGAAGCUUAGUCUACAGAGAAGGUUAUUCUCGUCGUUAAGAACAAGAAUAAUUAACGACUGUCCGCACCAGCUGUUCGCUGUUUUCCUCCAUUUUCAAAUUCCAGAGAAUUUUCUUAACAGGAUAAACAAUUCCAUCCAAAUUACCGAAUUACAGCUCAUCUCGACUUAUAUAAAUUACCCGUUAAAAAAAAAAAAAAAGAAAUA